Colletotrichum navitas is the source of this 2090-nucleotide messenger RNA. Its product is annotated as uracil permease. Gene Ontology annotation, molecular function: nucleobase transmembrane transporter activity. Gene Ontology annotation, cellular component: plasma membrane. NCBI's taxonomy places the organism in Eukaryota, Fungi, Ascomycota, Sordariomycetes, Glomerellales, Glomerellaceae. Gene Ontology annotation, biological process: transmembrane transport; nucleobase transport. The coding region runs from base 268 to 1992 and encodes 574 amino acids. The record is from RefSeq and is a predicted model, not a curated record. The transcript has 5 exons.
CCCGGGAAAUCGCUACCGAAAAAGCAAUCUGCCCUUGUACGAUAAGAACCCUGCCAAGACUGCUUUCCCUAGUGUCGAGAGCAAGCAUUUCGGAAGACUGGCGGGCGUGGCAGGGAGCUUUAGCAGAUGGCGAGUACUGGGAGAUAAGAUGGAGCAGUUCUAUAUCAGAUGUACGGUAACCUCUGGCGGAGAGCCAAUGCACCUGGUUCUCGCCAUGUCCCCCCUCUCCAUCGGCAGGCCGACCCGUUGAGCCCAUUCCCGUGAGCAAUGGCGCAGGAAACCGUUCGCAGGAUCAGAGAGGCGGCGACGCUCGACUUUGACGAGUCCCGCCACGAGGAGGUCAGCGCCUGGUCGAAUCGCGACCUCAUCCCGCUGCCGCCGUCCCGACGCACCUGGGGCUGGUUCAACUUCUUCGGUUCCUGGUCGCUGUCUUCCCUGAAUGUGGCAACAUGGCAAACGCCCAACACCUUCUUGGCCCAGGGGCUCUCGGUCGGCCAGGCCAUGGCCGUGAUUGUCGUCUCUCGGGCGCUCUGCUGUCUCUUCGCCGUUUUCGUCGCUUGGUGCGGUCUGACGUGGCACAUCGGCUUCACCGUCCAGAACAGAUACACCUGGGGAUUCCGCGCGAGCUACAUCCCGUUGCUGCAGCGCAUCCUGCUCAACUUUAUCUGGACCGCUCUCCAGUGCUGGAACGGAGGUAAGUUGGUGACGGUGUGCAUCACAGCCAUCUGGCCGUCCUUCGCCGAGAUACCCAACACUCUCAGCGCCAGCACGCCAACGACCACCUACGAGAUGGUCGGCUUCAUCGUCUUUUGGCUCGUUUCUGUCCCGUUCCUCUUCAUCCGACCCGAAAGGUUCAAGAAGCCCUUCUUCGUGUCCUCCGUCGCAUGCGGCGUGGGCAUGGUCGCCCUGCUCGUCUGGUCACUGGCGGCCGCGGGGGGCGUCGGUCCGGUCUUUUACCAGGGCCAGAGCGUUUCCUCCAGCUCGCGGUGGAGCGCCUCCUGGCUCAUGAUGGCGGGCAUCAACCAGGCCAUCGGGGGAAAGGCCGCGGGCAUGACGAACAGCAGCGACUUUUCGCGGUACGCCAAGAACAAGAGGGACUACAUCAUCGGCACUGUGUCGGUCUACUGGAUCACCGGGGUUCUCGUCUGUUUGGGGGGUCUGGUGACCACCGCAGCUUGCCAGAAGAUCUACGGGCACAUCUAUUGGAACCCGCCGGACUUGCUAAUGGUCAUGAUGGAUCACGGACACGGUUCCUCGGCGUCUCGCGCCGCCGUCUUCUUCCUCGCCCUCGCCUUCGCCUUCACCUCCAUGUUCGAAAACGUCUGCUCCAACGCCGUCGCCGGCGGCAUCGACCUCGCCGGCCUCUUCCCGCGCUACAUCGACAUCCGCCGCGGCGCGCUCAUCACCUUCUUCGCCGCGUGGGUCAUCCAGCCCUGGCAGCUGAUCAACCAGGCCGCCACCUUCGUCGCCGUCCUCAACUCGUUCGCCGUCUUCCUCGCGCCCAUCAUGGGCGUCAUGGUCUGCGACUACUUCAUCCUCCGCCGCCAGAGGAUCAAGCUGUCGCACCUCUUCCACCCGGACGGCUCCGACUACUGGUACUGGCACGGCGUCAACUGGAGGGUGAUACCCUGCUGGGUCGCGGGCUGGGCGCCCACCAUCGGCGGCCUGAUCGCGAGCGCGGGGAAAGACGACAGCGCCCCCGACGCGCUCUACGAGCUGUACUACGUCGCCUUCUUCAUCGGGUUCCUCGUCUCGUUCGUACUCUUCUAUCUCGCGAACCUCGCGUUCCCGGUCGCGCAUCUCGGCGAGAUCGACGAAGACGACAAGUACGGGACGUUCACGGCGAGUGAGGCGGCCAAGCUGGGAGUGACGCCGAGCGAUGCGGCCAUCACUUCGGGUUUCUUCAAGGAGGAGGGCAUCGCCCAGGUGAACGAGGUCUCAGAGUCUGAGUCUGGCAAAAGCUCGAAGUGGUGGAGCUUCAGGCGGCGAUGAACAAGCAUGAGCCUGGGCGUGUCUAAGAGGGAUUGCGCCAAUGAAGAGGUCCAGCUGUGCUUAUCCUAGGAAAUAGUAAAACCGUGCUUCCAAACACU